Messenger RNA from Aspergillus tanneri, 2403 nucleotides. RefSeq lists its product as uncharacterized. The coding region runs from base 1 to 2403 and encodes 800 amino acids. The record is from RefSeq and is a predicted model, not a curated record. The transcript is spliced from 2 exons. Lineage: Eukaryota; Fungi; Ascomycota; Eurotiomycetes; Eurotiales; Aspergillaceae.
AUGGCUCGCCAAUUCCAGCUUCCGUAUGAGCCGGAACUGAACAAACUCUCGAGUUCUAACAGUCCGAUGUCGCCGCACCCAGGCGGCGAUGCCACUUUAUCCUUUAAGACGAAUGUCAACCGAUCUAAGACCAAGCGCUGGGUAGAAGCAAAGAAGUAUUCCUACGACGGCAAUGACUGGGGCGAGGAUGAGUAUGGCGAGUACGACGAUGAUGAUGACGAGACGCCCUCGGUUCAGCAGUCAGCCUGUGUAAACCAGAGUGUCCCCGAGAUUCCCGCGACGUUUUCCCAACACCACCUGCAGAACACUUCCAUGCCUGCCAAGGAUCGAUCACGAUCCGUGGAUCAAGUGUCCACAUUGAAGGCCGUCGAUGUUGCGGCUAGCCGUAGUCGGUCCGCAGAAGCCAAAGACCGAACUGUUCCUAUUGUACGCCCUGCCGAAAUAUACGAGCGAUUGCGAGAAGACCCGGCGGAACGAAGCCAGGAUCCAGGGAUAGGUCAAGCGACGAGCAACUCAACGGAUCCCAUAUCCAAGGGCUCUUCGCCCGGAGUCGAUCCUCGCGGCGAUCCACUGCCUAGUGAUGAGAAGAAACCAGAAUCUCCCGCUCUACAACUACCAGAUGUCAAGCGCAUCUCCAGUUUUGGCACGAACUUUAUGGAGGACUCCGAUCCCAGCACUCCGAAGGAGACGACAGGCCCGCCGCCCGCUCCGCAAGAACAUCAACUACGCCACAGUCCCUCUCUCGGGUUCACAUCUGUGGUCCAUCAGGCAUUCGACGUUCCGGAAACACCAACCACGGCCGUCGACAGCGUGGCACGAUCGAACAGCAACAGCACGUCGGUGAUAAGCCCCAUCAUUGGCCAUCAGAGUUUGAGUGACGCCAUAACGCCCACCACCAUCGUCGAAGAACCUGAGUCUACGUCCCCCCCGAGGGGGUUCAAACCUGGCCAUCGCCGAGACUUGAGCGUCCCGAGUCCUGGCAACAGCCCGUCGAGGAAGCCAGAUAUCACCAGCCAUGACGGCGCGCCUCCCUCCGCGCUGGCCGAACUGUCCUCGAACAUCCCCGACUCGAUUCACACCCCCUCACCGGACUCGCACGCACAAUCGUCCAAUGUGCCGGAGCUGGCGCCGCUCAAGAUUGGUGACAACUUGACCUCGAUGCCCAACGAGACUGCCAGUGGGCCCAUCCCGGUCAUCGUGCCGUCGAUGAGCACCGACAACUCUCCACAGGAUACGGAGAACGAUCGACUGCGCAAGGAGAUCAUCCGAUCACUGAGCCGGGAGAACACGCCGUCGGACGAGCCGGAGCCGCAGGACGGAUCCGUCCCGCCAACGAGUCGGCAAGACAGUCUGGUCCCGGGUGAGUACGAGAAGCACUGGAACGAGGAAUCCAGCCCAAGUGCUCUGGAGCCAAAGCCAGUCCCCAUUCCUAUACCACAACCCCAGGAGUCAUAUUCCAGCUCUCCUCUUCCUACUCCAGCUCCCGCGCCCGUUCCUGCGCUGGCCCCGGCUCCGCAGUCGGCGCGACCCAAACUGAGCCGGAAGUUCUCGUGGGAAUCGUCGUCCUCAGAGGAGCCGGUGCCUCCUACGGACCUGAAGCCCGUUCCCCCUGCGCCGGUGCCCGAAUCGUAUCCCCAGUCUUCCGAAAUCAGCCACCUCGCGCCUAUGCCCGGGCAGUACCCCCCGUCAUCAGGGGUCAGCCCUCCGCCGGAGCCGACCGUUGCAACGCACGACGCCGAGACUGGCGGUGAGGAAGCCCAGCGGACGCCGGAGAAACCCAAACUGACCCUGGUGACUCCGGGUAUCGGUGACCGGCGCAGCAUUGGCUCGGUGCACCUCCCCGAAGUGGUGGACGCGGAGCCAGCGGCAAGUGAGACGCAUGUCGAGGAGAGUUGCCUGGCCACUUCUGGUCUCCGGACGCCAGGGCCCCCGAAUUCGUCGUCCGGGCCGACGCCGCUGGGGUUCCGAGAGAUUCUGGGGAAGUCGACGUCGGCGGAACGGGUGCGGGCGUUCAACCAGACGCGGGAGCAAUUCAGCUGCAUCGAUACAGGAUUGAGCUACUGGAUCCGGGUGACGAUGCAGGCGCACCCAGAGCACAUGGACGUGGUUGGGAAAAGCCCCAAACUGUCGACGGGAGAGUCCAAGCCAAGCGGGUCGCGGGGCAAAUUCCCCAAGCUGGGGUCACUAGGCACGUUUGCGCACCCAGACCCGUCGGGGUCAGGAUCGGGACAUACGCGACGGCCGUCAGCACCGCUGGGAGGGAUGAUGAACAAACAGCAGGUGGAACAGCGUGGUAAGGACCUGCUGCACACGGCGGGCGUGUUGGGAGGACAGGCGGGCAAGACGGCCAAGAGUCUAUUUGCCAAAGGACGCAGUAAAUUCAAAGGGGACAAGGAGGGUUGA